CCCCCUUCCACAUCUUCAGCCAGCAGCGAUUCAGACACCGGGGAGAGGGAGGCUAAACAGUAGGAGCAUCUACACUCGGAAUUGUGCUAUCAGCACCGACGGACCUACGAUAAUCUCGGAGCCCCUCAACUUUGUUAGUGUGGUUCUUCAAAUUAUGUCCCCCAUUUAUUCCCAGAUUUCGCAUCCACUCACUGAAGCUAGUUGAGAGAGCAGAAGAAGCACAGAUAGAAGAGAAAGAAAGUGAAGAUUAAAGGGAGAGAGGCGAGGUGGUGAAAGUCUGAACCCUCUUUUAAUUAUACGGGCAAAAUUGUUAGUGUGGUUCUUGACUCGCUUUUCUGGUAAAGAUUCUUUUUUUGGGCAAAAUUUCUAUUAUAGAUUCUGAAACUUGUGUUUCACUGGUAUGGGGCUUACUGUGUUCGAAAAAAUGCCGAACUGAGAUAGGGGGCUAGCGCGCCGAGAGAGAGAGAGGAAGGGGUAUCUGAUUGUGCAGUGAAAUGGUGACCUACCUGGUGAAAUUUCUAAGAAAAAAUCCGGUCAGUCAUUUUAUAUGUGUUCGGUCAAAAACGACAUCUUCCCAGUAUGUAGCUUCUAGGGCUAGAGACCCCACGUUUGAGAAGCUGAUGGACAAGUACAAAAACUUUCUCAAAGUCAUUGCAAUUCAGGAUCUUAUCCUUGCAAACCCAAAGAAGCAGUCAGUCUCAGUUGAAUUUCUCUCCAGACUCUCCCAGAAGCUCCAUCUCAACCGUGGUGCCACCGCUUUUCUGCGCAAGUACCCUCAUAUUUUCCAUAUUUUCUAUGAACCAAGUAAGUCCCAGCCAUUUUGUAAAUUAACUGAUGCUGCUCUCGAUAUUUUCCAUCAGGAAGCAGUAGCCAUCAAUGAUUCGAUACCUGUUGUUAUUGAUAGGCUAGUCCGGAUACUGUCCAUGUCUGCAUCUAAAAUGGUACCUCUUCGUGCUAUUUUCAAGGUUUGGCGGGAACUUGGGCUUCCUGAUGAUUUUGAGGACUCGAUUAUUUCUCAAAAUCCUCAUCUCUUUCAACUGUGCGAUGCUCAUGAACCUAAUACUCAUUUAUUGAAACUGGUUGAUGUGCUUCCCAACAGUCAUUUUACAGCAGCAGUUGAGAAUUGGAGGGUUGUUGAAUGCUGUAAAGAAGAUUGCAAGCUCGAUCGAACGGAAAUGCAGUUUAGUUUCAAACACACGCAUCCUCCAGGGAUGAGGCUGAGUAAGAGUUAUAAGGCCAAGGUGAAGAAAUGGCAGAGUUUGCCAUAUUUGGGUCCAUAUGAGAUGAUGGGUGAGAAGAAGAAAUCCAAGGCUGGAAUGAUGGCUUUAGAAAAAAGAGCCGUGUCAGUUGUUCAUGAAUUCCUUGGCUUGACAGUGGAGAAGAUGAUUGAAGUAGAGAAGAUAAGCCAGUUCAGAAAAUGGUUUGGGAUUGACUUGAACAUAAGGGAUUUGUUCCUGGAUCACCCGGGGAUAUUCUAUUUGUCAACUAAGGGAAAACGGCACACUGUAUUUCUGAGGGAAGCUUAUGAGAGAGGGUGUUUGAUUGAACCAAAUCCUGUGUACGAGGCAAGGAGAAGGCUUCUUGAUCUUGUUCUUUUGGGACGUCGGGGUCUACCUGCUGUUAAUUCCAAGUACCAGGAUCGAAGCGGUGACAAUGAGGAUGAACAAGAGUAUAGCCGACAAAGACAUGACUCAUAAUCUCCUUGACAGGAGCUUUACGACACUUGCAACGAUGACAAGGUUCUAUUUUCCUUGUCGCAUGACUGUCUUUGAUGUUUAUGUUUCUGCUGCUGGUACAAGAGGCAAAAUACGAUGCCACAGUUCCUGAUUCUUUUAUAUUCUCUGAUUUUCAAUAUUGUGGUAGCUCUUAGACGGUUCCUCUCCGAAGAGUGCAUGGCAAUCAAAAUGGAAGACUUUUCUUGGGGUGUUGCUACCAUAUUUGUUCAAGAAUUGCUCCAGAGGAAGAGGCAAGGGCUUGAACAUGACAUCUAUUUUACCUUGGGGAAACCUCACGCACGCUGAAAACAUGCCAUCGUGUAGUGUGGGACAUCAUCAUAUGCUCCUGAAAAUGCUUCACUUCGGACUAAGGUUUCUCAAGGAACCUGAGAAUCUUUUGGUAAUGCAUGACUCUCUUAUGGCUUAAUUUAUAUAGGAUUGGAAGGGUAGCCUGUUAGUGGAAACUAAGGUGUGUUCUUCCAAUAUUCUUGACCAUUAUUCAAGAUAAACUAUAUUUUAA
This is a messenger RNA of Neltuma alba, 2235 nucleotides long. Its product is annotated as protein ROOT PRIMORDIUM DEFECTIVE 1. Gene Ontology annotation, molecular function: RNA binding. The record is from RefSeq and is a predicted model, not a curated record. The coding region runs from base 495 to 1697 and encodes 400 amino acids. The transcript has 3 exons. Lineage: Eukaryota; Viridiplantae; Streptophyta; Magnoliopsida; Fabales; Fabaceae.